AACAAAGGCCAUCAUCAUCAAUGGUGAUUUGAAUAGUGUGUAUGUGUGUUUAGUUCCUUGAAAAGGUGAAGGCCUAGUAUAAUCUGGACUCACACUGGGGUCAUAGGUGCCGGUCAGCGGGGGCAACGGAGCCGAUGACCCCAACAACUUCUUGAGCAAGUCUCCGGCCAAAUGUGAGUUUCUAGUCGGGCCUGAAAAGAGCCCUAAGCGGCGGCUUUCGGACCCGCUCUUGGAAGACUUCACCCCUCCCGGUCUCCACUCCCCUUUCGAUAAAACUCCCUCACUUUUUGGCCUCCGACCCAGCGCGAAAAAUUGGCCCCGAUGUCUGGCUGAUAUUUUUAGACCCCAAGCACCGUGGUACAGCAGGACCCAAAGGGAGCGAACCCAGAUUCUUAAAGGCAUUAGCAACCGUAGCCAUCUCCAAGUCCAAGCGCUUAGUCCAGGGCUCUUAGCAACCGUAGCCAUCCUCAAGUCCAAGCUCUUAGUCCAGUGCUCUACACAUAGUAAGCGCUCAGUAAAUACUGUUGAAUGAAAGUUGGUCUUGGCUGCUUUGCAGCCUGCCAACAAUAAACCCAUCCUAAGGUUAGCAGGACGGGCUUUCGGAGGCCCGAGCGGAGGGCAGAAGUCACGAUUUGAGCAAGAUGCCGGCAUUCAUCGCCCGGCGAGUGUCGUCGACCGAAAGCCUGGCUGCAGACCGUCCCCUCCGACGACACCGUAGGGAAGAAAUGAGUUAGAGGAACUCGGAGCAGUGGAAAAUGUAGGAGAAGCUUAGCUUUACUGCGAAGUCUUUGAGUCCGGGUGUAACCUAACUAGCUAGAGGAUAUGCAGUUCCUGAUUGACAGCGGGACUAACAUUAUGCAAAUAUUGUGAGAGUUAAGCAGCAGCAGCAGCAGCAGCAGCUCCGGAACGGUGAUCGGGGGCUCCGUGAGGGGCUACCUCUCCCCCGGCCGCGGAGAUCUUGCCAGUUUUUCCUGUAUCUGCCUCUCGUCAUCUUUGCAAAUAAAUUAUACAUCCCCGUCGUGGCUUUCAUGUCGUUAUUCCAGCAAAGCUGCAGUGCAGUUUUCACGCGUGAGAGCGUCUCCUCUCCUCCCCAAACUAGGUGAUUUUUAGCAGCCGGUCCCGCUGCCUUUGAGACUCGGGUGUAUUAAAUCCUCCCUAGAACGUUGUCUUGACAAAUAGUGGGGUCUGCCCGUUCCUUCCCGUUGUCUUCGGCGUGGAGCCUUAUGUAGGUCAGGCUCGGCUUAAGCAGAUUUCCUGAACCUGCGUCAGCCUAAGCCGGAGGAAUUUUAAUAAACCCUCCCCUGUAGGCGUGGGCCUAAAUGAGACCAGCCUAGUUAAACCCGAGCUUUUUCCGUCGGUGAAAAAGAGCCGAGCCGAGCCAGAGACCGCAUGGUGGUUGCAGAAACCACCUACUUCGUUCGGAGCUAACAAUGGUCGGAAAGGCUAGGUCUUCGAAUUUUACCUUAUCCGAAAAGCUGGAUCUGCUAAAGCUCGUGAAGCCGUACGUGAAGAUUCUCGAAGAACAUACCAAUAAACACUCGGUGAUAGUGGAGAAGAACAAAUGUUGGGACCUCAUAGCGGAUAACUACAACGCCGUCGGAGUCGAUCGCCCUCCUCGCACGGCUCAGGGCCUGCGCACCUUGUAUAAAAGGCUCAAAGAAUAUGCCAAGCAGGAGCUGCUGCAGCAGAGGGAGACUCAGGCAGAUUAUAAAAGCAGUGUUUCCGAACCGACCAGGAAAGUUGUGGAGAUGAUCCCCCAGCUUUCCAGUGCCUGUCUUGGAAAAAACAGUGGACCGAGUGCCAACCUGGAUAAGGAUGGAUAUGCUGGGCCCAGUCCACCGCAGGUAAUGUUGGAUCACCCUCCUGUCGCUGUGGCAGUUACGAUGGAAUUGGAGCAAGAGGAAGAUAUUAAACCACCUCCUCCAAUGAUCAUAGAUUUGCAGCAGAGCGAAGUGUUAGAACAAAGAGAAGAGCAUGAAUCGGUCCAGGUCAUGGAGCGAUCUCCUUCCCCUUCCCUUUCCUCUGUUGACAUGAGAAUGACACUGUCGCCAUCCUCUCUCCCGAGAAGAGAUGAUUUUUUAAGGCAUGAGAGUGGCGAACGCUUUAGGCCUGCGUUAGGGUACGAUCCGCAGACCCUGCAGAUGUUAAAGGAGGAGCAUCAGGUCAUUUUAGAAAAUCAAAGAAAAUUUGGACUCUACGUCCAGGAAAAGAGGGAUGGUUUGAAAAGAAGGCAGCGGCUCGAAGAAGAGUUACUAAAAGCAAAAAUCAAAGUGGAGAAGCUGAAGGCCGUCCGUCUACGACGUGAUCUUCCUGACUACAACAUCCUCUAGACAGCUGGACCUAGCCGAAAAUUGGGGGAUCUUAGAUCUUAAGAAUGUUUUCGUCCUAGUAAGUUUGUAUACGAGUGUUUGGCUGGAUCCAAAAUAGGCCUAAUGUUCGGGAAAUCCUAUAGAUCACCUUACGUUUCUCCUCUAUUUGUGUUUUUCGGGAAUAGCACCAGUCCAUGACUUUUCGAUUUCCUCCUAAGAAUUUGAAAAUUCUUAGUAGCUGGCCCCUUGAAGAGCACCGUAAGGGUGUUUUGUUGGUUUUUUUUAACAUCUAAUUCAAGUGAAAGAAAAUAUCAGAAACAACUUCCUCAGGCUUUGAACCUUCCCAACAGAUAUAUUUAAGAAGGACUUUGAAAAAGGGGAAGUACUAGCUUGAAACUUUCAGCUGUUGUUAGGGGUUGUGAUCAUGACAAUUUCAGCAAGAGUUUUAAAUUGAUAAUAUUAUUUAAUCUGGUGCUAAAUGCCUGGAAAGAGAGGUUGAUUCUGUGUUAGUCUCUUUCCGAGGAAGAGCUCUGGCGAUUCUUUUGAAUUCUCUUUAUGAAGUGAUUUGUUGACAGAUUAAACCAUAAGGAUCUCCUUCCUUGUAAGAUUAUACAAAGUUGUGACUGCGGGGAAUUCUAUCAGAUUUUUUAUUCAGCAAAAGACGAUAAGAAAUCUUCACGUAGCUAUUUCAGCAUAGUCUUAGGCUCAGUGUUAUGACACAAAAAAUACAUGCUUUAUUGUAAUUUAAGUAUUUUUUACCAGAAGAAUAUCCACCCAAAAUAAAAUGUAAAAAUAAAUCAUAUCUGGUACUCUAUAUCAAAAA
Ornithorhynchus anatinus (platypus) is the source of this 3132-nucleotide messenger RNA. It is a transcript of the gene FSBP, whose product is annotated as fibrinogen silencer binding protein. The transcript is spliced from 2 exons. The record is from RefSeq and is a predicted model, not a curated record. Lineage: Eukaryota; Metazoa; Chordata; Mammalia; Monotremata; Ornithorhynchidae. The coding region runs from base 1431 to 2330 and encodes 299 amino acids.